AUGACCCAUCCCGAUCCGCCUAGAAUUAUCGCUGACGAUGGAACCGUACAAGUCGAAAUAUUUUCUUCCACAAAGGAAGUUUUAUAUCGCAAAGGAUUCGUUAACGGCAGGGAAACGACUGAAUCUAUUGAUCUGACAGUCGUUGGUAAGUUGCCUGAAUGGUUGUCCGGAACUUUUUUCACGGUUGGUCCGGGGAUUUUUGAUAUAAAGUACAAUAGGAUGAUUGAGGUGGAAGGAGGUUAUGAAAGCGGAACUGCGACUUUCUCUAUGGGAGGAAAAUCCAAAAUAUUUUGUCAAAAUCAUUCUAGCCAGAUAGUAGAAUUUAAUGCGCAUGAUCUAACCCCUACUCGAGUUUUUUCUUGGGACGAAAUAAAUCCGUUAUUUCGUGGAGAUCAUGCAUCUCCUCAUUCACACUAUGAUGAGACCACCGGCGAAUUAAUCAACUUCAACAUGGAGUAUGCACCAUUGGGAACCAAAUAUAAUUUCUUUUCAAUAUCAGAAGAUGAUCCAAGCGGUCAGUUAAUUGCCAGUAUUACGGCCAAAGCAUCCUAUGUUCAUAGCUUUGGGGUCACGCCCGGAUUCAUCAUUUUGGUGAUCUUUCCGUUUUAUGUUAAAAAUGCUAGUUUCGGUGUCAAGUGGUCGGACAACAUCUUGGAUACGUUUACAUUCAAACCGAAUGAGCCUACAUUAUUUUACGUUAUCUCCCGGGAGAAGAAAGAACUUGUCGUCACGUAUAAAUCAGACCCUUGUUUCGCAUUCCAUCACAUCAAUGCAUUUGAAGAUGACGAUGACAAUGUAUAUUUGGACAUUGUGUGUUAUGAUACGGUAGAUGUUAUAUAUGACCUGACGCUAGAAAACUUGCGUCAUGGAUUAACCAUUGGUUUGCCUACGGCCGAGGUGCGUAGAUUUGUUCUACAGGAGGUCCAACGCGAGUCAAUGAAAUUCGCAAAAAAUUCACAAGCGGCUCAAACAGAUGGUGCUCAAAAUCUGUUGACAUCGAUGUUUUCGAGAAAUCCCACUUACCAACAAGCCCCCUCUUGGCCUAUUGCAAAUUACGUCAGGGGAGUCGAUACGGUUUUAGAAUUACCACG
Molecule: messenger RNA, 1091 nt
Organism: Acaulospora colombiana
Lineage: Eukaryota; Fungi; Glomeromycota; Glomeromycetes; Diversisporales; Acaulosporaceae
Source: the annotation of a GenBank genome assembly